ACGGCUUUAUUAUAUUCAAAUUGGUCUCAUUUUUUUUGGUAUGGAGGUAUUAAUUUUUUACUGUAUAUGUUUUUUUUCAGGUGGUUGUGGUGGUUGGGAACUCACUGAGUGGGCAGGAUAUAUCCAUGGAGCUUGUAAAUGUAGCAAAGGAGGUUCAUUUGAGCGCCAAGAAUCCUCAUAACAUUUCUGAAGGCUUGUCGAAAGUGAUCUCGAAGCAUGCCACCUUGCACAUUCAUCCUCAGAUUGAGUCAUUGCAUGAAGAUGGGCUGGUUUUGUUCGUAGACGGCAGCUCCACUAUUGCAGAUACGAUCUUAUACUGCACAGGGUACUCCUACUCCUUCCCAUUUCUUGAUACUAAAGGAAUAGUUGCAGUGGAUGAUGACAGAGUGGGGCCCCUAUAUGAGCACACAUUCCCUCCUUCACUGGCUCCUUCUCUGUCCUUCAUAGGUAUCCCAAGAAAGCUCAUUGGGUUCCCUUUCUUUGAGUCUCAAGCAAUAUGGAUAGCACAGCUUCUGUCCGGAAAGAGGACACUACCAUCAUGGGAGGAUAUGAUGCAGUCCAUCAAGGAGUUUUAUAAGUCUAGAGAUCUCGCUGGCAUCCCUAAACAUAACACCCAUGAUCUCGCAGAUUUUGAUUAUUGUGAUAAAUAUGCAGAUUAUGUUGGAUUCCCACAUCUAGAAGAAUGGAGGAAGGAGCUUUGUAUAUCAGCUUUGAUAAAAUCAGAAAUCAACCUGGAGACAUAUAGGGAUGCAUUUGAUGAUCAUGAGAUGCUUCAAGUAGCUUAUCAGAGCCCCCAUUUCACUCAGCUCGAAUAUCUGGAUUAUACACAGUAAAUGCAAUGAACAGAACAUGCAGCACUUCUCCAUUCAGUUUAUGCAAGAUUAGUUUUUUUCCAUCUGUUAAAAGCGAAUAUUAGACUGAAGUUCUGGAAUAUAAUACUCCUGUUCAAGCACCAAAAAGAAGGGAAAAUCCCACUGUUUCACAGCAUGUGACAAAAGAUUCAUCAAUAUGACUUAAUCAAUGAAAUCUACCUUC
Molecule: messenger RNA, 1035 nt
Organism: Cuscuta campestris
Lineage: Eukaryota; Viridiplantae; Streptophyta; Magnoliopsida; Solanales; Convolvulaceae
Source: the annotation of a GenBank genome assembly